AUGGGCUGUUGCAUGAAGGGGAAGGCUCAUGUAGCAGCGAGUUCCAUAAAUCCAACUCUGAGAUAGACUAGGAAAUUUGAAUCUCAACGUUCUAGAGUGGAUGAAAUGAAGUCUGAAGUGUUUGAGAAAACUAUGUAUGGGAAUGAAGAUAACUAUUAUGAUGCUGAUGAAUUAACUUGCAUCGAUCGCAAUUAACUAUUAAGUCUUAUUAAAAGUGAGCCAAAAAAGAUUCGUUGGACUCCUGGAUAAGUAAUUGGUUAAGGGUCUUUUGGAAGAGUAAUAGAGGCUAUGAAUCUAGAUACUGGAUAAUUGAUGGCAGUUAAAUAAGUGAUGGUUGAUAUUCGAAAUGAAGAUCGUAUAAUAGCACUUGAGAUAGAAAUUGAUUUACUUUCUUUAAUCAAACACNCGUAAUUGUAUUAAUAUGAUUCUAUUGCUAAAUUAGAAUUAUCUAUUAUUUUAAUUAUUCAAAAUUAUCUAAUUCUUCUCAAUUACUAAUUCUAAUAUAAAAAUCUUUAGAAUUUUAGCUUAAACAUUAUAUAGUCAUAUUUGAAAAUUCUAUGA
Messenger RNA from Paramecium pentaurelia, 561 nucleotides. NCBI's taxonomy places the organism in Eukaryota, Ciliophora, Oligohymenophorea, Peniculida, Parameciidae. The record is from the annotation of a GenBank genome assembly.